Dioszegia hungarica is the source of this 1614-nucleotide messenger RNA. Its product is annotated as kinase-like domain-containing protein. Gene Ontology annotation, biological process: protein phosphorylation. The transcript is spliced from 11 exons. NCBI's taxonomy places the organism in Eukaryota, Fungi, Basidiomycota, Tremellomycetes, Tremellales, Bulleribasidiaceae. Bases 1 to 1614 code for a protein of 537 amino acids. Gene Ontology annotation, molecular function: ATP binding; protein kinase activity. The record is from RefSeq and is a predicted model, not a curated record.
AUGACGACCUACGUCAACAAUAGAGGUGGAAACAACCCUCACGCCGACCCAGAGCUGUACUAUGUCAAACAGAACAGAAUUGGCAAGGGCAGCUUCGGAGAGGUGUACAAGGGAUAUGACAAGCGGACAUCCCAACCUGUCGCUAUCAAGAUCAUCGACCUCGAAGCGGCGGAAGACGAGAUUGACGAUAUCCAACAAGAGAUCCAGAUCUUGGGACAGCUUGAUAGCGAACAUGUCACACGGUACAUGGGCUCCUACCUCAAAGGCUCGCAUCUAUGGAUCAUCAUGGAAUACUGCUCCGGCGGGUCCUGCUCAGAUCUGAUGAAAGCGGGCGUGUUUGCGGAGGAGUACAUUGCAAUCUUGGCGAAAGAGCUCUUGAGGGGACUGGAGUACCUGCAUAGCGAGGGGAAGCUGCACCGGGAUAUCAAAGCCGCAAACAUCCUCCUCACCUCGAAUGGCGAUGUCAAGCUCGCCGACUUUGGCGUCUCCGGCCAGCUCACCGCUACGAUGACUAAGAAGAACACCUUUGUCGGGACGCCAUACUGGAUGAGCCCAGAGGUCAUCAAGCAGUCUGGGUAUGACCACAAGGCGGAUAUUUGGUCUCUAGGAAUCACGUGUAUCGAGAUGGCGAUGGGAGAACCGCCAUAUGCCGAUCUACACCCUAUGAAGGUGCUCUUCCUCAUCCCCAAGAACCCUCCGCCAACGCUGGACGAUCGCAAAUUCAGCAAGACCUUCCAAGAUUUUGUGUCUCUAUGCCUGCAGCGGGAUCCCAGAGCGAGACCUACGGCUAAGGACCUCUUGCGGCACAAGUUCAUCCGUACUGCUCGGAAAGCGAGUUAUUUGACGGAAAUCAUCGAGAAGCAUCAGAACUGGAAGUCGGAAGGAGGGGGAUCGAAAUCCCACGACGAUGGGUCAAGCGGCGGUCCGUACGAACCCGCUUACGGUCCCGCUUCCGACAACUUGUGGGACUUCGGCACGGUCCGUAAUGCUCUUCCGCAGCAAGGCACGGUCUCUCGAGCUCGACCACUUCCCCAGCCCUCAGUUUCGGGCCGCCAGCCCGGACCUGGCUCAUCUACGUCAACGUCAUCACCCGAGUUUGACCAGAUUCAGACCCCUCAGCAGAUGCAGCAGCCCCUUCCUCCCGCAAACACGCGCAAGGCCGAUGAUCAGGCUACACCCAAGCGGUUAGCCCAAAACCCGCCUCCACCCAGCAAUACGUACAGCACAAUCCGACAGGCGCCGAGCACGGAGAAGAUGAGGGGAUCGGGGCGGUUUGUGGGAUCAGUGAGGGGUGCGAGGCAGAUGCCGGCGAGUCAGACGUCAUUAGCCUCGCAGGCGGGGCAAGGUCAAGGUCAGGGACCGGACGCGAGACAGGGCCAGGGGCAGCCGCAGCAAGGAAUGGAGGGAGAUCAGGGAGACGAGGAUCUGAUGUUGGAGGGUGUCAUCUUGCCCGCGCUCAGCAGUUUGAUGGAGCGCAUACCCAACGAUCACGCACGCCACGCGUUGACUCGGCUGAGAGAGGCGUUCGAGGAGGCGGAAAUGGCGAUUCCGGGGGUGACGAGCGCAUUAGUUCUGGAGAUUGUGGAGAAUGUGGAGCAGGUGGAUGAGGUAUGA